Caenorhabditis angaria is the source of this 2328-nucleotide messenger RNA. The record is from the annotation of a GenBank genome assembly. NCBI's taxonomy places the organism in Eukaryota, Metazoa, Nematoda, Chromadorea, Rhabditida, Rhabditidae.
AUGGGAGUUGAUCAAUCGUUAAUAAAAAAUGCGCAAAAUCAAUUGGAUCGAUUGAUGAAGCAGUUAGCGGAAAUUGAAGAGGAAAAAGAAUCAUUGGAAGAGGAAGAAUAUUUGGAUAUGAAAAAGGAUACAAUUGAACAAUUAGAGGUAUGAAGAUUUUAUGGUAACUCAAGUUAAAAAAUCAUAUAGAAUUUAGGAAAAACUCUGGAAAAAUUCGAAGUUGGAAGCAUGACACUGAUUGAUGAAUUGACUGCGACGAAAUUAGCGAUUCGAGCAGCAAUUAGUGCAGCUUUCAAAACUCCCGAAGUUAUUGCAUUAUUUGCCAGAAAACAACCUGGAUUAUUGAGAGAGCGUUUAAUGAUGCUUGACACCAAUCUAAAACUUCAGAAAAUUGCGAAACAUGAAUAUUUUGAGAAGAAGCUUGAGAUUCUUAUCGCUUUGAAGAAACUGAAAGAUCCACUUUCUGAAGAGGAAUCGAAAUUUGUGAAUGAUGCUUUGGAAGAUAAAUCCAAUUUUAAUUUAGAAGUUGCUAAUUUUGGUAGAAGUUUUACCGGUGAUAUUUGAAAAUAAAAAUGUAUAUAGUUAAUGUUUUGAUUUGAUUCGAAAAAUAAGUUUGAAGCUUCAACAAAUAUCUUAUAGUUUAUUUUUUAUUCAACUUCUUAAAAUUGUAUUUUGGCAGAUAGUUUAUGGAGGAUGUCAACAAAAGAAAGGCGAAAAGAAGAAGAAAAAGAUUUGCCGCCAAAUUGGCAGGCGUAUUUUCAUAAAACGCAUAAUAAAGUGUUUUACUGGAAUGUUAUAACCAAAGAAUCAACCUACGAGAAGCCAAAAAUCCGGAGUCCUCCUAAAAAAUCGAAAAGAAAACGAGAUAAAUCACCAGAACCUGAAGUUAAACGAAGUAAACCUGAAGUUUAUCCAACUAGAAAGCGAAAAAAUCUAGAUUCGGUUGAACUAUGUGUUGUAAUUGAUACAAAUGUAUUGAUUGAUUCGCCGGAUGUUUUGAAGGAAGUAUGUAAAAGUAAGUGCUUUUAAGAAAUAAUGAACUUUUCUGAACUGGCUGAAAAAUUGUGAGCGAAAAUUUAUCGUACUUUUGAGCUCCAAAAAUAGAAUAAUGGUAGAAUUUCGUUCAGAAACCUUUGAAGUCUUCCCCCAAAUAAUUCUAAAAUUCUUCCAGAAAAAAUUCUGACAAUUAUUCCAUAUACUGUGAUUUCCGAAUUGAAUGGUUUAAAAAGUCGAAAUGAUUUGUUGCCAACUGUGAAUAAAGUGUGUAGAAACAUUGAAAAUCUACGAAAAAACCAAGAAGAAUAUGUAUAUUUGGAAUUGGAAUCAGCUAUUGAACAAAUCGCAAAACUCGAUGAUUUUGUUGAAACUUCUGAUAACGAUGAUAAGAUUUUGAAAUGUGCUAUGAGAAUUAGAAAAGAAUGUGAGAUUUAUUUUGCUUGAAAAUUGGAAAACCAUGUCAGAUUAUUUCAGUGUCUACCAUUCCUGUUAUCUUGCUUACAAACGAUGUGAAUCUUCGUGUGAAAGCAGAGGCAAAUAGUUUGAGAGCAAUGAAUUUGACCGAUUUUUCGAUGGAGUUUGGAAUUGUAAAUGAUGAAAAAGAAAGAAGAAGUAAAAGUCGAAGUUUGAGUGUGGAAAAAGAGGAUUCUAUGGCCAAAGUUAUGGCGAAAAUGCCGUAUAUACCUGAGGUAAGGUUUUAGAGAGAGAUAAAACAGUUUUGAAAAUUUUUAUUAUGAAAAUAAUUGAGAUUAAAAAUCUCUAACUGUAAGGAAAAUACAGUGAGUGGUUUUAGCUCUAUGACGUGGAAAUGUAAAAAUUCUCAUUUGAAAAAUUAAUUGUUCUAAAUUAACAACUUCCCAAGAAACGCAUCCUAUGAAAUUAAAUCUGAAUUCAACUUUAAUAUUUUUCCAGUCAGAUGAUAGUCAAAGAAGCCGUUCGUCCACUCCACAACCAUCUUCUUCUUCUUCAACAAUUAAAAUCGAUCUAAAUCGUUUUUCGUUUCGCCAAUUAUUGAACCAAGAUAUGGAAACUGAAACUAUUGCACCUCAUCCACAAUUCGAAAUACCAAAUGAUGAAGAUGAAUUUCCGUGUGUUCGAGUUAUUCGAAGAUCCAAAUCACCGCAAGCAAACCAAAAAUCGAGAAAUUUUAGAAAUGAAUAUAGGGAUAAUCCAAAAUUGGCCAAUUUUUUGAAAAAUGCAAAAAUCUAUAAUAAUAAGACGAGAGAAGAGAUGACGACAGCGAAAGUCCCAACGAAAAUCACUGCCAAAUCCAGAAUACCGUGUAUAGAAGAAGAUGAAGGAGCUGAUGACGAAUUGAUGGAUUGCUCAUGA